Molecule: messenger RNA, 3678 nt
Organism: Agrilus planipennis (emerald ash borer)
Lineage: Eukaryota; Metazoa; Arthropoda; Insecta; Coleoptera; Buprestidae
Gene: Pdk1
Product: 3-phosphoinositide-dependent protein kinase 1
Exons: 3
Coding region: 525-1967 (480 amino acids)
Biological process (GO): peptidyl-serine phosphorylation; intracellular signal transduction
Molecular function (GO): ATP binding; protein serine/threonine kinase activity
Source: RefSeq, a predicted model, not a curated record
AUUCUUUUAAAAAAAGAGUGAAACUGUCGAAGUGUAGAGUAGUAAUCAACUAAUCAAGAUUAUAAUUGAAUUGUGAGGUCGUACAGUAAAUGAAUCGUUAAGUUGAGGUUGAUAAAUAUAAAUUGUUUCGUGGAAAAAAUACGUUACGUUGAAGUUCAUUAAACUUUACCAUAUUGCACGUCACUAUCAUUCGUUAUCGUUACCAAAGGAAGUGUUAUUUGAACGAAUUCAAACGAAUUGAAUGACGUUUUUACUGGUAAAUGACGUAAACUGUAGAUGACGUUUUCCAUUUCCAUUUACUUACUCAAAUAAUUGUAAGUGCUAAAAUGGAUAUUGCACUUCAUAACUCUUUGACACCAAUUUCGUUAAGACCUUAGUUAAUUCAUCUUAUACGAAGAUAUUCUGUAAAUCAUUGAUUUCUACAUUGAAUUAGAUAAAUUGAGUCUUGUCAGUGUUAGAAAGUUAAAAUGCAGUGAAAAAUAACGUUUGUGUACCAUAUAGUUGCAGAAAAAAAAAUAAGGAAGAUGACACCACCACCUGCUGAAGAGACUGUGAAAAAGAGGUCUCAAGACGAUUAUGUGUUUGGAAAAGUUAUCGGAGAAGGCAGUUUCAGCACUGUUUACUUAGCUAAGGAUAUUCACACAAAUAAGGAAUUUGCAAUUAAAGUACUAGAAAAACGUCAUAUUAUUAAAGAAAAUAAAAUGGAGUAUGUUAUGAGAGAGAAGAAAGUCCUACAAAUAUUGGGAAAUAGCACCUACUUUGUUAGAUUGUACUGCACAUUUCAGGACGGUGAACGAUUAUACUUUGUGUUAACAUAUGCCAAAAAUGGUGACUUUCUUACUUUUCUCAAUAAAACUAGUUCAUUAAUGUUAGACUGUGUAAGGCACUAUGCAGCUGAGAUAGUUUUAGCCUUAGAGACACUUAACACAAAAGGUAUAGUGCAUAGAGAUCUUAAGCCAGAAAAUAUUUUGCUGGAUGAGAAUUGGCACAUUUUAAUAACAGAUUUUGGUAGUGCAAAAAUUCUUAUUCCUGUAGAAGGAGAAAAGAAUGAAAGUGAUGAAGAAGGCUCUCAAAAAAGAAGAAACAGCUUUGUCGGAACAGCACAAUAUGUAAGCCCUGAAAUUCUCACUGACGGUAAAGUAAGUUUUGCAUCUGAUCUCUGGGCUUUUGGUUGCAUUCUUUAUCAAAUGGUAGUGGGUCUGCCACCUUUUAGAGCUGGCAGUGAGUAUUUAAUAUUCCAGAAAAUUCUCAAAUUAGAAUAUGAAUUCCCUACAGACAUUGAUACCACAAUACAGGAUUUAAUAAAAAAUCUUUUGAUUUUAACACCAGAGAAAAGACUAGGUGCUAAUGAGUCAAAAAUAUAUACAAGUAUACGACAACAUCCCUUUUUUCGUGAUACAAAUUGGAAUAAUUUGGGUCCUGCCCCAAAGAUUUUACCUUCUGAAGCAAGUGCACUUGGACAAAGUCAGGCAGCAAUUCCUGAAAAUUUGCAACCUGGAUUAGAUGAGAAGAAAGAGUCCAUGUUACAUGCAGAGAUAUUUGGCUCACCAAUGGCGACUCCUACCAGGAAAAAGUCACAGACAAAAAAUAUUGCAGAUUUGUCUGAAGAAGAAAUCAGGAGGAGACUGGAAACUCAGAAAACAGACAGAUGGCAUAACUUAGUUGAAGGAAACCUUAUUUUGAAACAGGGUUUGGUUGAUAAGCGAAAAGGUCUGUUCCCAAGGAGGAGGAUGUUUCUGCUUACAUUAGGACCACAUUUGUACUAUGUAGAUCCCACUACAAUGAUCCUGAAAGGAGAGAUACCCUGGAGUCCUGAUAUUAAGACAGAAGCCAAAAAUUUCAAAACAUUCUUAGUACAUACGCCUAAUCGUACAUACUACCUUGAAGAUCCAGAUGGUUAUGCUUUGGAAUGGUGCAAAGCAAUAGAGGAAUUAAAAGUUCAUUAUUUUCCAGAGUCAAAGACUUAGCAAAAACGUUAUAGAAUGAACAUUUAGUCAAUAUUUCUAUUUAUUUUCGUAAUUAUUUAUACUGUCGCCAAUUUAAUUAAUUGAUUGGCUAGAAAAAUAUCAAUGCAAGACUUAAUUAAUAAUGCAGUUAACUAAUUUACAGUAAAACAGCAUUUCAGAAGGCAGGUUCUUGUAGCUGUUUAUAGAGUUGUAUUUAUUCGUUUAGUUAAAAGUAUAUGAUAGCAAUUAUUUAAGUAAAUUCGAGGUUUAUAGACAACUAGCUUCUUCAUUAAAUGUUUGUUGAUUUCAUAGUUUCAAAAGUUAGGGAAAUAUUGGGUUAAAAAAAGAGAAAUUAAAAGAAACGAUUGGUAUUUACUAUUUAGUUUUUCAGAAUAGGAUUGUAUUUUCUUAUAUAUUUUACUGGUGUCGUGGUUGUUAGAUAUGUUAAUAUGUACAGUCUUUAUUAGGAAACUCUUAAAUCUGUGAGUAAAAUAGGGGGGCGAAAAAUGACGUCUAAUUUGGACAAAAACAGUUGAUAAAUUAGGCGUCAUCUUUACCCUCAAUUACUGGCUGCACUUUACAAUUUGGGGCACGACUCGCUAGGGGGAUGCAUUCAUAGAAAGCUCAUGGGUACAGGAUCACAAAAAUCGUACUUACGGUUGAAUUUCCCAACUCAAGGUAGCCUAGACAUGUUUGUGGAGCUAAGCCUAUUAUAGUACUUUACUCAUGCGCUCUCUAAUGAGGGGUCGCUGCCCCAAAUGCUAAAGUCCUGCCCAAUUAUACAUGUUAACCAAAAGAUCAAGUAGAAGUAAAUAAACAAAGUGGCCUUUCUACGGUAUGACUUGAAAUUAAUAAUUAUUUAAAUAAUAUACAAUGUGUAGAAUGAAAACCACUACAGGGACAGAAAGUGUUUAUUUAAAAAAAAAAACAGACACUGAUAUUUCACCUUUAGGUGUAAGGUAAAAUUAAAGGUAAACUCAAACCCUUCAGUUUGCUUUGAUUCUGCACAUUUUAGAAAAAGGGAAGAAAUGAAAAUUGUUUCUACUCUGCAUUCUAACUUCGACAUUUAUUUAUAUUCUACACUUAAUUGUAAUGUUUACCUCCUUUUUGAUUGUUUUCCUAUUUAUUUUUUUUGUUUGCCUUAUUACAAUUGCCUGGUGUAAGUAAAAAUUAUUUCAAUUUGUAGUUUAACUAAGACAAAAGGCUAUUGUCAGGUAAACUCUUGGUGUAAGUUAUCCCUGUAGAUUGUGCCCAAUAUUAGCUGUUCAUAUAAAUUUUUUUUCCAGUAAACUGCAAAAUUUUCAAUUAAAAAAAAUAUCUUAUUUUAAUUCAGAAAAUAAAAGGGUUUACAGGUCUAGUGACUAAGUGAGGAAAAUUUGAUUUUAUGCAUAUGUUAAUAUUAGCUUAGCUUGGGGUAAAUUGGCCAUAACUGGCAGUAGUCUUUGACGUAAAUAAUUUUCUAAAUUAAUUUAGAAAAUGUUGCGGAAUCGCUAUUUACAAGAAUCAAUGAAAGACUUCUGUGAUAUGUUUGUAUUUUCGAUGUUAUUUGCUCUUAAUUCCAAUUGAACAGUCGAUUGUAAACAAAUUCUUUACUCGUUAACAAUUAACAACUAAUACAGUAAAUGGGAUUAUAUUUUCACGUUGUAAUCAUGUGUUAAUUUGAAAAUUGUAAAAAUUCUGUACAAAUGUACUUCACUGUAGCCUAAACAGUAAAUAAAUAGAAAUGACUUUA